Messenger RNA from Westerdykella ornata, 1391 nucleotides. Its product is annotated as oxidoreductase-like protein. NCBI's taxonomy places the organism in Eukaryota, Fungi, Ascomycota, Dothideomycetes, Pleosporales, Sporormiaceae. Gene Ontology annotation, molecular function: oxidoreductase activity. The transcript is spliced from 2 exons. The coding region runs from base 28 to 1233 and encodes 401 amino acids. The record is from RefSeq and is a predicted model, not a curated record.
CCUCAGCGACAGGUCUAGGGCAGCACGAUGCCCGUCAAUAUUCUCGCCCAGGCCUUCUCCGACGGCAUAUCCUCUAUUCCUUAUAGCUGGACAGUGCUGAAGGUCAUAUCAUGCCUUGCCGUUCUUUACCUGCUGAAAUGGUACUUCAAUGGAGCUACCAAUACUUCGGAGCGCAAUAUGCACUCGAAGGUCGUGAUGAUAACGGGAGGAACAUCAGGAAUAGGCGCAGAAGUAGCCAAAGGCCUUGCCGCUCGAGGAGCUCAGCUCGUCCUGCUCACCCAGCACCCGCUCUCCGACCCCUUUCUCGUCGACUACGUUAUGGACCUACGGGCUCAGACUGGCAAUGAUUUGAUUACAGCCGAGCAUGUGGAUCUUACCUCUCUGCACAGUAUCCGGGUCUUCGCGACCAAGUGGGUGGACAAUGCCCCUCCACGACGCCUGGACAUGAUAAUCCUGUGCGCGAAUGUGCGAACGCCGCCGGGCGGGAAGGCGACGACGACCGAGGACGGCUUGGAGUCAACCUGGGGUCUCAAUUACAUGGCGAACUUCCAUCUCCUGAGCAUUCUCAGUCCGUCACUGAGAGUGCAACCCCCAGAUCGGGACGUCCGCAUCAUAUUUGGGACAUGUAGUUCGUACAUGGGAGGCACUCUGGAAUUUGCUUCCAACUCGCAUGCAAGCACAAAGUCGAAGCCUAAGGCUAAGAAGGAUGCGAAAGCGUCGGCCGAAACCGCGGCAUUCACUCCGGGCGGCGUGUACGCUACAUCCAAACUCGCACUCAUGACAUUUGCAAUCGCCUUCCAGAAGCACCUCUCCUCGUACGCACGACCAGACAAGACCCCCGUCAACGCAAGGGUCAUCAUAGUCGACCCUGGAUGGGCACGCACACCCGGCAUGCGCAGGUUCCUCUCUUUCGGGAGCCUCUGGGGCCUGGCGCUGUACCUGUUCAUGUGGCCGUUCUGGUGGCUGGUGCUCAAGAGUCCAGACUACGGAGCACAAACUUUCCUGUACGCCGCAAUGGAGGCGCAAUAUGGCCGUGGUCCAGGAGGGGUGUUUUUGAAAGAGUGCAGGGAGAUCAAGUUCCAGAGGCCAGAGAUUGAGGACGAGGCCGUGCAGAAGAAGUUGUGGGAGAUGAGUGAGACUACGGUGCAGGCGUUGGAGAAAGAGGGGGCGCUGAGGAGGGCCAAGGAGAAAAAGGCCGAGGAAAGUAAACAGCAAAAGGGUGCAAAGAGGUGAGAGAACGGCCUGAAGCUAGUCGAGCAAGAGGCGGACUCUGCCGAAUAUCCAGCUUGUGACACAUUUAGGGACCAAGCGCCUUGGAUAAUCAAUGGGCCGAUCACACUCCUUGUGGAUGUUCUACGCGAUGCUCCAGCCCCAGAUUUCGAGGUCCAGCC